Sciurus carolinensis (gray squirrel) is the source of this 2865-nucleotide messenger RNA. RefSeq names its product poliovirus receptor-like. Lineage: Eukaryota; Metazoa; Chordata; Mammalia; Rodentia; Sciuridae. The coding region runs from base 111 to 1322 and encodes 403 amino acids. Gene Ontology annotation, cellular component: extracellular exosome; apical junction complex; focal adhesion. Gene Ontology annotation, biological process: acrosome assembly; positive regulation of immunoglobulin mediated immune response; establishment of mitochondrion localization. Gene Ontology annotation, molecular function: cell adhesion molecule binding. The record is from RefSeq and is a predicted model, not a curated record. The transcript has 8 exons.
GCGGGAUCCCGGCGCUGGAGUCGCCUCCGUCAGUAGCUGCCACACAGCGGAGGAGAAGCCAGAGGAUCAGAUCGCAGGGGCACACGGAGUCGCGACGCUGAGGAGCCAACAUGGUCCCACUGCUGGCGCUGCUGGCGCUGUCCUGGGCGCCCCCAGGAACCGGGACUGGGACUGUCAUCGUCCAGGCACCUGCGCAGGUGAGCGGCUUCCUGGGCAACUCUCUGAUACUGCCGUGCCUCCUGAAGUCCUCGGAGCCCAAUGUGCAGGUGACGCAAGUGACCUGGAUGCGGCGGGACCCCGACGGCGACUUCCACAGCGUGGCGGUCUUCCACCCGCAGCGGGGCGCCAGCCUCGCGGAGCCCGAGCGCGUGGAGUUCGUGGGCGUGGCCGCGGAUGUGCUGAACGCCUCGCUGAGGGUGUCGCCGCUGCGCGUGGAGGACGAAACCAGCUACACCUGCCAGUACGCCACCUUCCCCAGGGGCAGCAGGAAGGCGGAGACCCGGCUCCGAGUGCUCGUCAGGCCCAAUAGCACAGUGGAGGCCAAGGAGGUCACCCUCCCGCCACCCGCCGGGCAACCCGUGCCCAUGGCCUGCUGCACCUCCACACGGGGCCGCCCGCCCGCCAGACUCUCCUGGUCCUCGCUCCUCGGCGGCUCAGCCAACAGCACCCUGGUGCCCGAGCCAGCGUCCGGCACCUACACCGUCAUCAGCAUCUUCACGCUGGUGCCCUCCAGCAAGGCAGAUGGCAGGAACGUCACCUGCAGAGUGGAGCACGAGAGCCUGGAGGAGCCCGUCCUGCUGCCAGUGACCCUCACUGUGCACUACCCCCCCGAGGUCUCCAUCUCUGGCUAUGAUGGCAACUGGUACGUGGGUCAAAGAAAUGUCACCCUGAACUGUGAGGCACGCGGCAACCCGGAGCCCACAGGCUAUGGCUGGAACACGACCACAGGUUCCUUGCCAUCCUUUGCUGUGGCCCAGGGUACCCAGCUCCUUAUCUCCACCGUGGACCUGUCCAUCAACACGACGACCUUCAUCUGCCACGUCACCAACACCCUAGGGACGAGCCAGAAGGAACAGACCAUCCUAGUCAAAGACCCAGAGGUGCCUCAUCAGAGCCACGGCGUCAACAUCACCAUCGGCGUCGCCCUGUCUCUGGUGGUCGCCAUUGCUGCGGUCCUGCUGGGGGUGUUCUUCUGUCACAGGCAGCGCAGACGCUCUGGUUGUGCCUGUUGCAGACCAUCAGUGAACCAGAAAGUCUCCUACUCAGGGGUGGACGUCCAGAUCAACGAUCCCCUGGAUGAGCCAGCAGAAAGCAGAAGGUGACCACGUCGGGAUGGAGCAGAGGGACAGAACUGCUUAGGCUGGGAGCCUCGCUGACUGGACCCCAAUCCUACAGAUGAAGACCCCCCCGGACAGGCCGGCCUCCCCAUGCGAACCUCAAGAUGGGCCUCCGCCUCACCGCACAGUGGGCGGGCGCAGGUUUGGGAGCCCCCGGACCUCUUUCUGGGUUCCGCCACUUGCAACAAGAAUCCACAGAGCUCAGGGAAGCCUGUGGCCUCACUCAGGAACGCCGACCUGCUCACCUUGACAGUUUACCUUCAGCCAAGAGAGCAGAAGCGCAGAGCAGCCUCGAGGGGAGGCCGGCGGGGGCCAGCCUCCUGCUGCCUCUCCCAGGGGCUCCGGGGACAGCACUGAAUGCCCCCAGCACUGAUCUGACCACCAGCCAGGGAAGCUCACCAGCAACCCUAGUGUCCCGCCUUUUUUGCAGGGGGGUGCGGGGGGCCACUGAGCCACAUCCCCAGCCCUGUUUCGUAUUUUAUUUAGAGACAGGGUCUCACUGAGUUGCUUAGGGCCUCACUUUUGCUGAGGCUGACUUUGAACUCGCAAUCCUCCUGCCUCAGCCUCCCGAGCCGCUGGGAUGACAGGUGUGGGCCACCGCGCCUGGCACAUCCCGGCAGUUUCCUGGGGCAAGUCACACGGAUGCUGCGGAUCAUCUGUGCUACUGACCCAUCUGUAGCAUCUCCAAAGGUCAAGCCAUUAUGGUGGCCCAAGGGCCUCACCUGGCUCACGCCAUUACUGGAAACCCCUCCCCUCCAGAUCUUUAGGUAAACUGGCAGGCAGCGUGUCCCAUGGACUCAGGUGACUUUGCGGGGUCCAGGGACGAAAGGCCAGCUCUCUUUGGGCAGGGUUGGCCUUUCACUGCACGAAGGAUAAUCCAGAAUGUGCCGGCUGCCAGGAAGCUUGGCCUCCGGCAGUGGACUCCCAAAUGUCUGCGACCGAUAGAUCUGUGUGCUCACAAGUGGCAGCCCCUGAGCCCCGUCGCCAGAAGGGAACCAGACGCCAGAGCUCAGCUGCCCAGGGUUGUUCGAGGACCCGGAAUGACAAGUGACGAGUGUGAGCUUGCAGGAGGCUGUGAGCUCCAGCGACCUGCUGCCAAGACCCAGGUCCCCGGGCAGCAUCUGCAGCCACCCCACGACUCCCGGGAGGUGACCCCGCAAGGCCAGGCCCUGCGCCCUGCUGCUGUGCCACCUCACAAGGCAGAGCCUGCUGCUCAGACACACUGGAACCUUUCAAGUUGAUUUUGAAAGGCCUCUGGGAGGCGGGUGCCCAGCGUGCCCGAGGCCCUGGGAUCCGCACCCAGCACCUCCAAAAAACCCCUAGGAUCCGGUCUGCAAGAGGGAACUCAGCAGGGAUCAGGGCAGGGAGUGGGCAGCAGUGAGGGACCCCCGAGAGGACCGGGCGGGUCCAUGUCCUUGGGGAGACGAGGGGAGGGUUGGUUUGCCAGAAGAGCCUCUAGUUAUUUAUUUAAAUAAAUAAAGCUAUUUAUUUAGACCUCCAAUAACUAUGUGCCAGGGGGUCUUUUUAA